Molecule: messenger RNA, 1547 nt
Organism: Pollicipes pollicipes
Lineage: Eukaryota; Metazoa; Arthropoda; Thecostraca; Pollicipedomorpha; Pollicipedidae
Product: transcription factor SOX-14
Exons: 5
Coding region: 127-1095 (322 amino acids)
Biological process (GO): brain development; negative regulation of transcription by RNA polymerase II; positive regulation of transcription by RNA polymerase II
Cellular component (GO): nucleus
Molecular function (GO): DNA-binding transcription activator activity, RNA polymerase II-specific; RNA polymerase II cis-regulatory region sequence-specific DNA binding
Source: RefSeq, a predicted model, not a curated record
CACAAGCGGGCUGUUUCUUGUUUCAUUGUAGAAAAACGCCGGCAGAGGUGUCAUUAUCCCGUCUUGGUGUGUGGAGGAGUGCACCGAUUAUCUACGAGUGUUUGCAAGGCGGCCACUCGACGCAUCAUGCAGCAGCUGGGGAACAGCAGCCCGUCGCCGGCCGGCUCCGGCUCCGGCUCCGGCUCCGGCUCCAGCUCCGGCGCAGCGCCGCUCGACAAGGACCAGCACGUGAAGCGGCCGAUGAACGCCUUCAUGGUGUGGUCGCGCAUGCAGCGGCGGCGCAUCGCCCAGGACAACCCCAAGCUGCACAACUCUGAGAUCUCCAAGCAGCUCGGCGCCCAGUGGAAGGUGCUCUCGGAGACCGAGAAGCGGCCCUUCAUCGACGAGGCGAAGCGGAUUCGCGCGCAGCACAUGCAGGACCACCCGGACUACAAGUACCGGCCGCGCCGCAAGCCCAAGCCCAUGAAGAAGAACGAGCCGUUCCCGUAUCCGUACCCACACGUCACCAUCGAGCCGGUGCGGGGUCACGCAGGAUUCCCCGGUGCCAUGUCAUCAUACUACGGCAACGGCUACAACCCCUUCGCGGCGGCGCACAUGGCGGCAGCGGCGGCAGCUGCGGCGGCGCAAACGGCGCAGGCGACGUCCAGCUACUCGAUGCCGUACAACCCGGCGUACUCGACGCUGGCGCCAUCUCUGGGCGGCGUGUCGCAGCCGACCUACACCAGCGCCACCUCCGCGCUCAAGUACGAGCAGCGGCUGGCCGAGUACCAGCGCAGCUCCCCGGAGCACGUCAAGUACGCCGAGCCGGCCAAGCCGGAGCCGCGCGGCUACGGCCUGGGCGAGACGUUCCGGCCGUUCGAGGUGAAGCAGGAGGCGAGCCGCUCGCCGGAGCCGGCGCCGGCGCCGCAGGCAGGCCUCCUCGGCUACUCGAACGAGGCGCUGUCGGGCCUGUACUCCCAGCAGCAGGGCUACCCGUACGCCGGCCUGCAGCAGAGCCACGCGGCGCCGGCGGCCGUGCAGCAGCCCGGCUACCCGGCCGCGUACGCCGCCUCGGCCGCCGGCGAGUACCGCAGGCCGCUGUCCGUCAUAUUCUGAGCGGAGGAUGGGGACUGGCUGUCAUGCUCUGAGCGGGGGCUGGGGGCUGACUCAUGCCCUGAGCGGAGGAUGGGGGCUGACUGUCAUGCUCUGAGCGGAGGAUGGGGCUGACUGUCAUGCUCUGAGCAGAAGCUGGUGGCAGCCUGUCCUUCUGAACGGGACCGGGAGAACAUCUUCUUGGGCAGACUGAAGUGUCACAGGAAACGCUGACCAGAGGACUAGGGCCGCUAGGGCCGGAAUGUGGCGGUGCAUCAAGCAUGGCAAGAACGUGCAAGAAGGAGAAAAUGAGGCCGCAAGCAUAACAAUGUGAUGUUUCUAGAUCCAAAAGGGCACCUUGACCUGUCCGCUGUUGUUUUCUAUUGCAAAAACAUCGGUAGCUCCAGCGCGGACUCAAAAUUGGGUGGGAUAUCAACGUGUUUAGUGUAUUUCUUUCCAUGCAACGCUCAUGCGCU